AUGGCAAACUCGGGAAUUCAACUUUUAGGAUUCGCCCUUUCACUCGUCGGUGUCAUUGCACUUAUCGUGGGGACCAUUCUUCCACAGUGGAAGAUGUCUGCGUACAUAGGAGACAACAUCAUAACGGCGGUUGCCAUGUACCAAGGACUAUGGAUGUCAUGCGCUUUUCAGAGCACAGGGCAGCUCCAAUGUAAAAUCUACGACUCGAUCCUGCAGCUAGACGGCGCUCUCCAGGCCACCCGUGCCCUGAUAAUUGUUGGCAUCAUCGUAUCCAUCGCUGGGCUGGGCGUGGCCACCAUGGGCAUGAAGUGUACCACCUGCGGAGGAAACAGAAAAGUGUGGAAGUCUCGCACCGCCAUGACUGGAGGCAUCAUCCUACUGGUUGGAGCUCUGUGUGCAUUAGUGGCCUGCUCGUGGUUCGCUCACAAUCUCAUCCGGGCCUUCUAUAACCCAUAUACUCCUGUCAACACCAAGUUUGAGUUUGGGGCAGCCAUCUUCAUCGCCUGGGGGGGUUCUUUCCUGGACCUGCUGGGGGGAGCCAUGCUGGCAUCUUCCUGCCCCAGGAGUAAAAAGCCGGUGCCCAAAUACCCUGUCAUGAGUGGCGUGAGUGCUCGCUCACCAUCCAGCAGCACCAAGGAGUACGUGUGA
Messenger RNA from Salvelinus namaycush (lake trout), 648 nucleotides. RefSeq names its product claudin 7a (gene cldn7a). NCBI's taxonomy places the organism in Eukaryota, Metazoa, Chordata, Actinopteri, Salmoniformes, Salmonidae. The transcript has 4 exons. Gene Ontology annotation, molecular function: structural molecule activity. The coding region runs from base 1 to 648 and encodes 215 amino acids. Gene Ontology annotation, biological process: bicellular tight junction assembly; cell adhesion. The record is from RefSeq and is a predicted model, not a curated record. Gene Ontology annotation, cellular component: plasma membrane; bicellular tight junction.